Aplysia californica (California sea hare) is the source of this 364-nucleotide messenger RNA. Its product is annotated as ankyrin repeat domain-containing protein 26-like. The record is from RefSeq and is a predicted model, not a curated record. The coding region runs from base 5 to 337 and encodes 110 amino acids. The transcript is spliced from 3 exons. Lineage: Eukaryota; Metazoa; Mollusca; Gastropoda; Aplysiida; Aplysiidae.
AUGAAUGGUGCCUGUCGCUUUCAGUGAGCUGGAGGCAAAGCAGAGGGCAGAGUUGACCAUGAGAAACUUGCAGAUAGAGAUGAGGUCCAGCGCCAACACCAUAAAGGAGCUGGAGGAGGAGAGGGAGGAGCUCCAGCGUCAGGUGACACACGCUAACAACGCGCGUCUGCUGCAAGAACAGAUCAAUGACGACCAGCAGAAGUUCAUCCACCAGCAGACGACGCAGCAGGCUCAACACACACCCAGGGAUUCCAAAGACUUUGACGAGUCACCUGAGCUGUCUGGGGACAUGGACAAGUUGAGGGCAGAACUCUAUGCAUUGAAAGUGAGUUCAUGAUUUGUUCAUUUUGGAUUAGUGAAUAUG